AUGGAAAAGAGAAUGAGUGAAAUAUAUACAUGGAGCAUAUUUGAGAGGUUUCAAGAGGAAAUCUUUCAAAUUAAUGCAUAUGUGGUUACGUUCAUACGCGAGAAUGAACAUCAGUGUUUGUGGAAUGUUCAGAGAGAAGAAAUGGAAGGUGCGAGAAUUCGUGAGAUUUCAGUGGAUAAGUCAUCAAACCGUGUCAAUUUUAGCUGUAAGAUGUUUGAAUUCGAUGGAAUUCCUUAUCGGCACCUGUUGGCGUACCUGUUUCGAAUGCAAAUUAGGGAACUCCUUACUGAAUAUAUCUCGCAGAGGUGGACGAAGACAGCAAAAGCGGGUAGGGUGAUGGAUGACUUAGGUAGUGAUGUGAGAGAAAUAUGUAACAGUUCACUUCUUGUGAGGCGACAAGGGCUCUUCCAAUUUGCUUGUACAGUUAUCGAUGAGGCUGUAUUAGAUGAAGAAGAAAAUGAAGUUGUGCGAGAAGCUUUGGAAUCUAGUCAAAAGAAGAUUGCAUUGAUGAGGAGUGCUCGCAAAGAUGGUUCAACGAGUUCUAUCCAAUUGGCUUCAACAAGUCAUAUCCAAGUGCCUUCUUCUCUCGAAAGCCAACAUAAUUUGAAAGAACCACUACAAUUUAGGGCAAAGGGUUGUGGUAAGCAUUUGAAAGGAGGAAAAUAG
Molecule: messenger RNA, 666 nt
Organism: Rhododendron vialii
Lineage: Eukaryota; Viridiplantae; Streptophyta; Magnoliopsida; Ericales; Ericaceae
Product: protein FAR1-RELATED SEQUENCE 9-like
Exons: 1
Coding region: 1-666 (221 amino acids)
Biological process (GO): regulation of DNA-templated transcription
Source: RefSeq, a predicted model, not a curated record